UUCACGAUAAAUCUCGCACAUGCGCACAAAUGCUUCCGGACGGCAACCUUCGAUCAUGUUUACGUUGGUUACAUGAAUUAUAAUGACAAAGCGGGAGAAUUUGAACAAACUAAAGGUAAAUGAUCUGAGAAAUAUGGUGGUAGAUGUUGGCAUUGAUGUUAAAAGAAAGAAAAAAGAAGAAAUCAUUCAGGAAUUGCUGUUAAGUCAGACUGAAACUUCGAUUUUAACACCGAUCGUAGAAAAAGACGCACUUGAAUCUCCGCUAGUAGGAUCGUUUCAGGACAGCUUACCACCAUUCAACGUUGUUGCUUAUGAAAGUCCGGGUUACUCGUCCAUCCCCACUAUAACAUUUAGUGAUAUCUAUAGUUAUAUGAUCGAAAGACCAACAACAUAUGGUGGUACAGCAAGCAAUUUCAAGGGCUUGGACAGAUCUGUGAAGCACUUUGAAGCCGGUGACGUCCAAGAUAUUAAAGUGUCAAAGAUAAAUAGUUCUGUCAUAUAUGUCAGAGCAAAAUGUCAGGCAUCUAUGAGGAAACAGCAAUAUCAGGUUUUCAUUUGCAUCCCGACUACAAAUGCAGGCAAACCAAAUGUACAGCAUGGAUACUGUCAGUGUCCUAUUGGGUUAGCACAGGCAUGUAGUCACAUAGGCGCCCUACUUUUUGCAUUGAGUCAUGCAAAAACUAAUGAGACGACUUCAGAGAGCUGUACAUCUCAACCAUGUAAAUGGAUCAUUCCUGGGCGACAAACAAAACCAAUCGGACCAAUCAGCACUUCGCCCAAGAAAAAGCUUAAAUUGGCAGAUACUGAAGAAAACCUUGAUCCACUCGCAGCCUAUGAUCCUCGCCAUUCAGAUGACAAAGACAUAAAUAUUAACACCACUCUGUGGCAGUUAAAGGAAUUAAGAGAUGUCUUUCCACAUACAGGUAUUAAGGAUUGA
This is a messenger RNA of Ostrea edulis (European flat oyster), 937 nucleotides long. RefSeq lists its product as uncharacterized. Lineage: Eukaryota; Metazoa; Mollusca; Bivalvia; Ostreida; Ostreidae. Bases 83 to 937 code for a protein of 284 amino acids. Gene Ontology annotation, molecular function: zinc ion binding. The transcript is spliced from 3 exons. The record is from RefSeq and is a predicted model, not a curated record.